This is a messenger RNA of Candoia aspera, 955 nucleotides long. Its product is annotated as NAD(P)(+)--arginine ADP-ribosyltransferase 2-like. The coding region runs from base 34 to 885 and encodes 283 amino acids. Lineage: Eukaryota; Metazoa; Chordata; Lepidosauria; Squamata; Candoiidae. The record is from RefSeq and is a predicted model, not a curated record. The transcript has 4 exons. Gene Ontology annotation, molecular function: NAD+ poly-ADP-ribosyltransferase activity; NAD+-protein-arginine ADP-ribosyltransferase activity.
UUCUUCUGGCUUAAAGGAAGUGAGGAAGAGACCAUGAAGACGCCACCUCUCUGGAUGGCUCUGCUGUUGUGUCUGAUGGGACUAUUCACAGGACCUUUCCAGGUGUGCUGCCUCCUAGAGGUUCCCCUCACCAUGUUCGAUGACUCUGUGGAUGACCAGUACAUUGACUGCAGCCCCACGAGGGAGGCCAGGCUGCAGAAGCAGGGAUACCUGCCUUUGGAGGAGAAGUAUCGGCAGACCUGGGAAAAUGCCAGCCGGCACUGGGCCCAGCUUGGCCAAGCUGCCGGCAGUUUCAAUCCGACCUACGGGACUGCAAUUGUGGCCUAUACAGUUGGCGACAACCUGUACGGCGAUUUCAAUGCAGCUGUACGGGAGGCUGGGAAGUCCCAAUCCUCUUACCAGUCCUUCACCUUCAGCGAAUUCCACUUCCUCCUAACCAAGGCUGUUCAGAGCAGGGGGACCAAGCCCAGCUGCUACGAGGUCUUCCGCGGGAUAACCGGUGUCCACUUCACUGUCUCCAAAAAGUUGGUCCGCUUCGGGCAGUUCGCUUCCUCAUCACUGGAGAAAAAGGUGGCCCAGGAAUUCGGCGAAGACACCUUCUUCCUUAUCAGAACCUGCCACGGGGUGCAAAUCGAUGACCUCUCGUUCCACCCACACCAGGAGGAAGUCCUCAUCCCACCCUAUGAGGUGUUCAGCGUAGCCAACCACAGCAAGAGCCCCAGGGGAGUCACCAUCAGGCUGGAGUCUGAGGGCCGUUUCAGCAACUUCAACUGUGGAGUCAGGAGCGCUGCGGGUCAGAGCCUCUUAACUCCUGUGGGGACGCCUUUCUUUCUGUGGGGACUGCUUCUGACCUGGUGCAUCCUUGGGCCUCUAGGAAGCCUCUGACAACCAGGCCAUCUUGGGAUAGUGCAUUUGUAUAGUGGGAGGAGAACAGGGUUAAUGUGCAAAACAAUAA